AAACGGCAGAGCUCAGCCCCGACGCAGGCAGCAAGGUCCCCAGGAGUGGGCAGCUCAGUCGCUGCCCGCAGGCUGCCCAUCACCCCUAACACAUUUCGGGGGCUUGCUGCUGUCCCACACCGCUGGCGGUCCCCUCUCCCGGGGUCCUGCCCAAGGGAUGGGGCUCUCCCCCCCCCAUCGCCUCUCACCCCUAAAGAAGAUGAGCAGCGAGGAGCGGGGUGGAGGCAGAUCCCGCGCUCCAGGACUGCUCCUGCCUUGCACCCUGCCAUGCUCAGACCCGUGUGGCCGCAGGCUUCCCCCCAUGGCGGGGCUGGAGCGGGAGGAGGAGCGAGGAGGCUGGUCCUGGCGGCGGGGAGAGCAGAGCGCAGAGAAGGAGGAAGAACGCGGCCACCGCCGCGGUGCCGAGCGAGCGGCACGGGGCACCGAGCGGGUGGGCCCGGCCGGUGCAGCCGAGGAGUGGGGGCACCGGGGUGGGUGCUGCCUGACCCCACGCUGCCGCCCCGACGGGCAGCGUGAGGCAGGCAGGGCUGCCAGCACGCCCCGCGGGAGGAAGCCCAGAGCAGCCGGUGCAGCAUCGCGGCUCUGCUCCUGCUUGGCUGCACCCCGCAAGCUCAGCUCGCUGCCCCCAGCACCCCGCAAGAGCCGCAGGAGCCCCACACCGUGUCAACGAGGGACGGCUGGAGCCCCCUGCGAUGAUGAGCGUCCGGACCCCCAGCCUCCCCCCGCCGCCCGCCCGGUCCUGCUCCUGCCACACUGCCUGGCCACGGGGCACCCUGUCCCCAUGAGCAUCGCCUCGGCAGCUGCCCAUCACCCGCUGGGACCUCCAGCUGCCGGCUCGUUCGGGUACCAGGGGGCUGGUCCCCCCGCACCACCCCCACCUUCGCCUUCCCCAGCGGACCCCGCGGGCCAAGCGAUGGCCAGCAUCCGCCACUGACCCCCGAUGCGCGGCUGGGACGGGGACCCAGUGCAGCCAGUGUCCUGCUGUUUCAGAGGAUGGCGGCAGCAAGCUGGUACCACCGGGACAUCAGCCGGGUGGUGGCGGAGGAGCUGCUGGCCAAGGCCGGGCGGGACGGCUGUUUCCUGGUGCGGGACAGCGAGUCGGUCUCGGGGGCAUAUGCCCUCUGCCUCCUGUUCCAGAGGCAUGUCCACACCUAUCGCAUCCUCCCUGAUGACGAGGGGCUGCUCUCUGUCCAGACCAUCCAGGGCAUCCAGGCCAAGUGCUUCCGCACCCUCCCCGACCUGAUCGGCGCCUACCAGCAGCCCAACAACGGGCUGGUGACACCCCUGCUCUACCCUGUGCACCGGCCGAGGCAGGCGGCCGACGAGGACUCGGAUGGGGAGGACGGCCGAGGCAGCGGACACGUGGCGAGCACGGUGCCGGCCGGAGGAGCCGGGGUGGGCGCGUGGCUCAGCACUCCCAUCGCCAGCCGGACCCACAUCUCGCAGCAGCUGCACCAGAGGCUGCAGGAGCAGGUCCACAGCAGCCCAGCCAGUGACUUUAUGGGCUUCAUGGCCGAGUACCUGAACCACCACCUGCAGCUGGACCUGGAGGCGCUGCGCCACGGGCACCCGCAGCUGCGCCAUCUCAGCACCGCGCUCGUGACCGCCUGCCGGGCGCUGCACAGUGAGAUCGACUUCACGCUGGCGGGUCUGGAGACACUGGCCAGGGUGUUCGACCCCCCCAUGUCCCCUCGCAGCCCGGCCAGGGAGCAGGGUCUCCUGACCAGCGAUCCAGACCUUGAGCUGCUCCUCAACAAGAUUUCUACUGUCAACCAUCUCCUUUCUUCGCUGGAGAAGAAGGUGCUGAAGUCGCUGCAGGAGACGGUGUCGAGGCACAACCUGGCGCUGCCCAGCGUGGCGGCAGCCCCCCCGCCGGCCGCCAAGCCCCUGGCCGUGCAGAGCUUCGAGGUGAAGGUGGGCAAGUCGCAGCGGGUGACCCUGACGGUGGACGUGGAGUCGGGCACGGUGGCCAUCACCAAGCGAGGCAGCGGGUCCCCCGAGGAGACUAUCCCACAGGACAAAAUCCUGCAGCUGAUCAAAUACCAGAGCGUGCAGAGCAAGGUGAGGCUGGUGUACGACCGGGAGCCGCAGAGGAGCCUGAGCAGAGACUUCAUCUUCCCCAGUGCGCGGAAGCGAGAGGCCUUUUGCCAGCUGCUGCAGCUGAUGAAGAUCCAGCACUCCAACCUGGAUGAGCCUGACCUCAUCUCGGUGUACGUCGGGACGUGGAACAUGGGCAGCACGCCGCCGCCCCGCUCCAUCGCCUCCUGGCUGACCUCGAGGGGCUUGGGGCGCACGCAGGACGAGACCACCGCCUGCAUCCCCCAUGACAUCUACGUUAUCGGCACUCAGGAGAACUCCCUGGGUGACCGCGAGUGGGUCGAAUUCCUCCGCGCAUCCCUGAAGACCCUGAUGGCCAUCGACUACCGAGUGGUUGCCCUGCAAUGCCUCUGGAGCAUCAAGAUCGUAGUGCUGGUGAAGCCUGAGCACGAGCGGCGCAUCAGCCAUGUCCACACCUCCAGCGUGAAAACCGGGAUCGCCAACACGCUGGGGAACAAGGGAGCUGUGGGCGUCUCCUUCCUCUUCAACGGGACCUCCCUCGGCUUCGUCAACUGCCACCUGGCCUCCGGCAGUGAGAAGACCCACAGGCGUAACCAGAACUACAGCGACAUCCUGCGCUCCCUGGUUCUGGGUGACAAGCGGCUCAGCGCCUUCGACCUCACCCUGCGCUUCACCCACCUCUUCUGGUUCGGGGACCUCAACUACCGCCUGGACAUGGACGUGCAGGACAUCCUUGCCCAUAUAACCAAGAAGGAGUUUGAAACCCUCCUGGCUGUCGACCAGCUCAACCUGGAGCGGGAGAAGAACAAGGUGUUCCUGCGAUUCAGUGAGGGUGACAUCUCCUUCCCCCCCACGUACCGGUACGAGCGGGGCUCCCGGGACAGCUACAUGUGGCAGAAGUUCAAGCCCACGGGGAUGAGGAUCAACGUCCCCUCCUGGUGUGACCGCAUCCUGUGGAAGUCACACCCGGAGACCCACGUGGUCUGUAACUCCUAUGGCUGCACCGACGACAUCGUCACCAGCGACCACUCGCCCGUCUUCGCCACCUUCGAGGUGGGAGUGACAUCGCAGUUUGUGCCCAAGAAGGCUCCAGGAUCCGGCCCCGAGCCCCUGGCCUGCAUCGAGUGGGAGAGCAUCGAGGUGAUCGUGAAAACUGCCAGCCGCACCAAGUGCUACAUCGAGUUUCACUCCUACUGCCUGGAGGAGGCCCAGCGGAGCGGGGAGAACACCUCCCAGAGCUGCGACAUCCCCGGCUUCCUCAAGUUGGGCUGGUCCGCAAAGCACCUGCCCGUGCUGAACCCCAUCCUGCCAGACCUGGAGUACCUGGGGGACCAGCACCUCCUCCUCAGCAUUAAGGGCGUGGAGAGCUGCGAGUCCUUCGGCGAGUGCUGCAUCGCCAUGAGGUCAAUGAUCGGCAGCAUGGCUCAGCAGUUCGAGACCUUCCUCUUCCACCGUGGCGAGGAGACAGGCUCCAUGCGCGGCUGGAUGAAGGUCCGUGUCCCCAAGGACAGGCGCAGCACCCGCGAGAGGCUCUACGAGUGGAUCAGCUUCGAGGAAGAGGAUGCCAAGCCGGCAGCAGACACCCCGACGUGCCCCAAGCCACCCCUGCAGCCACUCAGGAGCCGACCCCGCAGCCUCCCGGAGCCGGCUGCCAGCUACACCAACCCAGCCUACUUCAUCUUCGAGGGGGUCCCCAACGCGUGGGUGCCAGCCCCUGGCGCUGGCGAAGCACACGACAAGCAGGUGGAGAGCCCGGCCGGGGGCCAGCGGCACCGCAGCCCCCUUGGAGCACGGGUCCCUUCGCCCUCAGAGGAGGAGCGGUGGGGCGGCUGGCCCCGCUGCGUGCCAGGGGACCCAUCCUGUGGGCGCCUGCUCAGCCCCCCCAGCAUGGGUCGGCAGAGGAGACCCAGAUCGGCCAUCCUGGCGAGGGACGCACCGGGGCUGGGCGACUGCUCGCUGACAGCGCUGCACAUGGCCACCUGCCUGAGCCAGCUGGACUGGGCGGCCCCCAAGCGCGGAGGGGACAGCCAGAAGACCCUGCUGUGCCAGACCCGCAGCGUCCUGGAGCCACCUCCGCGGCCCUGCCGGGAGGUGCAGAGGUGCACGCCGGAUGCUCGCCAGCACGGCCACCCUGGAGAGUGGCCCUGCGACAGGGGCGAGUGGUCCCACAGCGUCGGUGGAUGCCUGGGCCACCUCAGCUUGCAUCAGGAUGCGGAAGGGCUGCAGGAGCAGGGCUGGGACCACCUGGAGAUCUUCAGGGACGUCAUGGAGCGGGACCUGCUGGAGGCCAGGGUGCUCAGCCCGACCCAUCCCUGGCUCGUCCACAGCAAGCUCGGCGAGGACACCACAGUGAGCCUGCCACAGAGACCCGACCUCGGGCCCAGCGCCUAGAGCACCUAUCCCUGCCCCAGCACCCGUGUGUUCUUUCCUCUGUGGAGGUGCUGGGGCAGGCAGAGAGCUGCCGAGGAGGACCAGGCAGGCAGGCACCCAGGGCUGGACCUAUUGGCCGUGCUCCCAACUUGUCUGGCCUCACCAGCAAGCAACUCGGAAAGUCUCAGGAAGCUCCUGUGGUGGACGCUUUCCAGGUCUCGCUGCCUGUCUCCAUCCUCCCUCCCCAAAGCGAUGGAAGAACCAUGCUGAGCCCCACCAGCAAGGAAGGACGGGGGCCAUGGGAGAUGUUGAGGCCACUUGGGAAGUGGGGACCGCUGGGUGCUUUGGACCUUGAGGCUCAGCCUCUCCAGGUGGCCGAGUUGCAGCCUGCAAGGGCACAGCAGCAUCUGUGGCCAGCCCAGCCCCGCACACCCUUGUGCCUUCGGCCUCAGCAGCUGUUUCCUCCUCCCUGGGCUCAGCCCUGGUCGGUUGGCGUUCCCAGAGCACUUCUCCAGCAGCCACUCCUGAGGCUGCGGCGCCGGUUCCUUACGAGAUGCCGUUUGCUAUCCUCGUCCAGAAUAAAGUCUCAGGGACACUGGG
Messenger RNA from Grus americana (Whooping crane), 5028 nucleotides. RefSeq names its product phosphatidylinositol 3,4,5-trisphosphate 5-phosphatase 2-like. Gene Ontology annotation, molecular function: phosphatase activity. Gene Ontology annotation, biological process: phosphatidylinositol dephosphorylation. The record is from RefSeq and is a predicted model, not a curated record. The coding region runs from base 994 to 4449 and encodes 1151 amino acids. NCBI's taxonomy places the organism in Eukaryota, Metazoa, Chordata, Aves, Gruiformes, Gruidae. The transcript is spliced from 28 exons.